CCUUGUGCCGCAUUUGUCUGCCCAUGGUGUCAUUUUGCAGGUGCCAGGCACGGGACCCCUUUUGCCUUGCAAGACCUUGAAGGACUCUUCCAACCCAAACCAUUCUGUGGUUCUCUGAGGUUUUGGCCUUUCCCUGCCCACUGAGGACACCGUGCCCAGAACCUGGAAGCACCCACUCUGUGACAUCAUCCCCAGGGCAGUGCAGCUGCUGCAGGCACUCGGGUCAGUGGCUGCACUGAAAGAAACAAGCUUUUGUCUCUUUCAGCUGACAGAUGCUGCUGGCAGUGAUGAAUCUGCUGUACCUCUUCAUCCUGCUGGCUGUGUACAGGCCUGCCCAUGGCACCUGGGACACCUGCAGAGGGACCUGCGGCCUCCGGCCCAUGGCUUCUGACUACGACUCCCUAGCUGCUGACUACAGAAUCGUGGCUGGCACAGGGGCCCUGCCGGGAGCCUGGCCCUGGAUUGUCAGCAUCCAGGACCCCAGGAAAAUAGGCACUGGCCAUACAUGUGGAGGGUCCCUCAUCAGCCCACAGUGGGUCCUCACAGCAGCCCACUGCUUCCUCCAGGCCAGGAACGUCACCAUGUGGCGCGUGCUGAUCGGGGCCACCCAGCUGACCCGCCUGGGCCCCGAGGCUCAGGUGCGCCACGUCAAGCGCCUGCUGGCCCACCAGCAGUACACGGCCGACUCGCAGCAGAAUGACAUCGCCCUGCUGGAGCUGGACGAGCCCGUGGAGUGCAGUGACUACGUGCAGCUGGCCUGCGUGCCCAACACCUCGCUCACGGUGUCAGAGCUGAAAGCCUGCUACAUCGCUGGCUGGGCUUCCGCCGGCGCGCAAGCUCAGGGUCCGAGCGAUGUCCUGCAGGAAGCCAAGGUCCGUCUCCUGGACAUCCAGCUGGUUAACAGCAGCCACUGGUACGCGGGCACCAUCCACACCCACAACCUGUGUGCUGGCUACCCACGGGGUAGCAUGGACACCUGCCAGGGUGACAGUGGAGGGCCUCUGGUGUGCAAAGAUAACAGCGCCAGCUACUUCUGGCUUGUUGGAGUGACCAGCUGGAGAAAAGGCUGUGCCAGAGCAAAAUGGCCGGGAGUCUACACCUCCACUCAGCACUUCUACAACUGGAUCCUGCUCCAGAUGGGCCUGUGCUCAGCUGGAACAGCCACUGCAGCACCAGAGUCACCCUGCAUCUCAACCCCUUCGGAGCAGCCAGAGCCAACAGCAACAGAGUCAGGCUGCUCUACUCCCACUCCACAUCCAGAGAAAACUGUAACAGCCCCUCCAACGGCAGAGCCAACCUUCAGCUCAACUCCCUUUGAGCAGCCAGAGCCAACAGCAACAGAGUCAGGCUGCCCUACAGCCACUCCUCAUCACCCAGCAGUGACAGCCAUGCCAGAGCCAGCCUCGACCCCUGAGCAGCCAAUGCCAGCACAACCUCUCCUGCCUGCUCCGCAUCCGUACAAGAUACUGGCGGGAUUCUUAACUCAGGUGCACCAGAUGCUGCAGGACCUCAUUGGAAAAAGGACAUGAGCAGCACGAUAACAGGAUCCAGU
Messenger RNA from Hirundo rustica (Barn swallow), 1552 nucleotides. Its product is annotated as acrosin-like. Gene Ontology annotation, biological process: acrosome reaction; proteolysis. The transcript has 5 exons. The coding region runs from base 273 to 1529 and encodes 418 amino acids. Gene Ontology annotation, molecular function: serine-type endopeptidase activity. NCBI's taxonomy places the organism in Eukaryota, Metazoa, Chordata, Aves, Passeriformes, Hirundinidae. The record is from RefSeq and is a predicted model, not a curated record.